UUUCCAUAUUUGUUCAGCCUCGGUAACCCGAACGCCAGGGCCGGCGCAGCCCGCCCAGCGCCGCGCUCCAGGCCCCGCACCCCGCGGUCGGUCGCCAUGGGCCGGGACAAGCGGCCCCGCGACCCGCAGAGGAGGCAGGGGGGGCCCCCGGGCGCGGACGCCGCCGGGCCCGACGACACGGGGCCGAAGACAGGCAAAGGGGCCCCCAAGGAGUGCGGGGAGGAGGAGGCCCGGACGUGCUGCGGCUGCCGGUUCCCGCUGCUGCUCGCCCUGCUGCAGCUGGCCCUGGGCAUCUCCGUGACCGUGGUGGGCUUCCUCAUGGCGAGCAUCAGCUCCUCCCUGCUGCUCAGGGACACUCCGUUUUGGGCUGGGAUCAUUGUCUGCUUAGUGGCCUACCUGGGUUUGUUUAUGCUUUGUGUCUCAUAUCAAGUCGACGAACGGACAUGUAUCCAGUUUUCUAUGAAACUGCUGUACUUCCUGCUCAGUGCCCUGGGCCUGACCAUCUGCGUGUUGGCCGUGGCGUUCGCUGCCCACCACUAUUCACUGCUUGAACAGUUUACCUGCAAGCUAGCCCUCGACUCCUGCCAGUGCAAACUGCCCUCCUCGGAGCCGCUCAGCAGGACCUUUGUUUACCGGGAUGUCACUGAUUGUACCAGCAUCACUGGCACUUUUAAGCUGUUCUUACUCAUCCAGAUAGUCCUUAACCUGCUCUGCAGCUUCGUGUGCUUGCUGGCCUGCUUUGUGAUGUGGAAGCACAGGUACCAGGUCUUCUACGUGGGCGUCAGGGUGUGCUCCCGGACAGCCUCUGAAGGCCAGCAGCAGAAGGCCUAACUGGCUAGCUCUGAGGUAACAGAGGAAACAGCACACUUAGGAGCUGAGGAGAAAAAGAUUU
Molecule: messenger RNA, 892 nt
Organism: Octodon degus (degu)
Lineage: Eukaryota; Metazoa; Chordata; Mammalia; Rodentia; Octodontidae
Gene: Sspn
Product: sarcospan
Exons: 3
Coding region: 97-831 (244 amino acids)
Cellular component (GO): sarcolemma; dystrophin-associated glycoprotein complex
Source: RefSeq, a predicted model, not a curated record